CUGAUUAGCAUCUCUGCGUUUGAGCUUGUUUUAUGUGCGGAAUGUUUUUCUUUGAUUUUUUGAUUCCUGUCUGCGUCGGAGUUGUUACGGCACCCGAUUGAUGUGGACGUCUUUGGAUAUUAUGCCUUGCUAGGGCUUCUAUGUGGUCUUACAUGACUUGGUCUAUUGUGCAGGGCUUGGUGAUCUUUAGUGUUGUUGAUGCUUGUUUGAUUUUUGUGAAUGUGGAUUUAAUUGCGGAAGAUGAAGGAUUAUCUGGGAGACUCUUCAUCUGAGUGUUGCAUUGAUGUGAUGUGCUAACACUGUCAAGGACCUGCAUAUGAUAGCUUUCGUACACAAUCUUAUGGCCACCUGAGGCAUUGCUUACGGGUUAGGAGUGGAGAAUUUACGUACAGGAAAGGAUUAGUCGAAAUUGACAUUCUCUUGAAUCCAGGCUUUGUGGGCUGGGACGGCGCCGGCCAUCUAAUCCUUUUCCCGCUCCUCCCUCGAAGCCGCAGGACCAGAACGCAUCCGGUGCUGCGACGAUGGAAGUUGGGCCAUACACGAAGGUGGACACCCAUCUUCGUGGUUUAGCACAUGCAGCUGAAGGUUUUGGCCACAGUGCGAAGGGCGGUUUGGAUGGAGAAAUCUACCACGUUACCUCUUUGGCUGAUGAUGGACCAGGCACACUACGUAAUGGAUGCCGUAGUGAACAACCCCUUUGGAUUGUGUUCGACGUGUCUGGCACAAUUACUCUAUCGUCUUACUGCCGAGUUCGGUCAUGGAAGACUAUCGAUGGCCGAGGCCAAUGCAUAAGAAUCACUGGAAAGGGUCUACAACUGAAGGAUUGCGAGCACGUAAUCAUCUGCAAUUUGAUUUUAGACGGUGGUCGAGGUCACGACAUUGAUGGCAUACAAAUGAAGCCAAAUGUGAAGCAUGUCUGGGUGGACCGAUGCUCAAUAUCUGACUUCGACGAUGGUUGCAUUGACAUCACUCGGGCGUCUACUGACAUAACUGUGUCGAGAUGUCAUUUCAGUAAUCACGACAAGACGAUGCUGAUUGGGGCUGAUCCAAAACACGUGGAUGACCGCUGCAUUCGAGUGACAAUUCAUCACUGCUUCUUCGAUGGAACGAAACAACGCCAUCCACGCUUGCGCUUUGGAAAAGUGCACCUCUACAAUAAUUACACUCGAGGGUGGACAGUUUAUGCCAUCUGUGCUAGCGUUGAGGCUCAGAUUCUAUCGCAAUGUUGUAUAUAUGAAGCUGGUAGCAAGUUAAAAGCUUUUGAGUACUACCCUGAGAAGGCUGGUGACACGGGUUACGAGUCAGCAGGUAGUAUCCGGUCGGAAGGGGAUGUGUUUUUAAAAGGUGCCCAAGGGCGAGUAGAUAAUCCAGAUCAAGUCUUCCAGCCUCAGAAAUUCUAUUCAUCGUGGACACUUGAGGGCGCCAACGAUGCUCUAAUGAAGAAAGUAAAGAGUAUUGCUGGCUGGCAGAAAAUCUUGAGACCUCCUGAUGUGACGCCCGCCCACUCAAGCUCUUGAGAUAUUGUGCACAUUCGGUUUCAAAUACCCUGUAUUCAUUUCUUCGGCAUCCGAUCGAAUCUAGAAGCACAGAAAAGGUUGUUUUAACUAGAUGUCUCCACAAUCCCUUAAUCCCGCCACGAUGGACAGUUCAUGAACGAUGUUUUGGGGUUGGAAUUGUGUUGGCCUUUCUCAGCUCAGACAGAAGACACCUGCACGCUGUGGAAGAAAUUCCAGGAUGUAUAUUUAUUUUGUAGAAUAUGUGUUUUGGUCUGCAUCUAUGUUCUGUUGGAUAUUUGGCAUUUUACCUUCUUGUGUUCCAACAGGCACGAAUUUUUACCAGUUGAAUUGAAAUUAACCCUGCUUUUUGCUAUGGCAGUCUUCUCCUCUUUA
Molecule: messenger RNA, 1889 nt
Organism: Physcomitrium patens
Lineage: Eukaryota; Viridiplantae; Streptophyta; Bryopsida; Funariales; Funariaceae
Source: RefSeq, a predicted model, not a curated record